AGGUACCUUGCAUGCAUUCUACCGACCGGGGGUACACAAAUUAAAUCCCAGUGCAGGCAAUGCAACAAUAAUGAAAUCACAAAUCACGACCUUUGAUGCACUGCUAUGCUGUGGCCCCAUGAGAAAGGGUCAUGUUGCUCAACUGGGAUUCAACUUUUUGCACAUCGAAAGGCCAUGAUUCGCUGUUCUAGCGUUGGGCCAAAGGCCACGUUGUAGCAAAAGUGAACUCGGCGGGGAGGUACACGUCGCUCCACUGAACUACAAAAGCAGAGGAUGGGUUGCUUCCUCUCUUCCUCUGCUCAUUCAUGGUCUCUUCCUUCACGUAGAGGAAUCUAAGAAUCCUUUAUCCUGGUAACUGCAUUUCUGUUGUUCAUGGCGGUGGAGAUGAGGAAGGGUAAGUUCGAUGGUGAUAGAGCUGCUGCUCUGUUGAAGGAGCUCAGAGUGAGCUUCGCUUCGGGCAAGACCAAGAGCUAUGGAUGGAGAGUUCAACAGCUUAAGAAUGUGCUCAGGAUGGUCGACGAAAACGAGAAGGCCAUCGUUGAAGCUCUUCGUCUCGACCUCGCCAAGCCCAAAUUCGAAGCUUUUGUCAACGAGAUUUCUUUGGUAAAAGCUGCAUGCAAGCAUUCACUGACGAAAUUAAAACACUGGAUGAAGCCACAAAAGGCAAAAACUUCAAUAAUAACUUUUCCAUCAUCUGCAAAAAUUGUAUCAGAACCAUUAGGCGUUGUCUUAAUCAUUUCAGCUUGGAACUAUCCUUUCUUGUUAUCUCUUGAUCCUGUCAUUGGAGCUAUUGCUGCGGGUAACACUGUGGUCUUGAAACCGUCUGAAAUUUCUCCAGCCACAUCCUCAUUGCUUGCUAAGUUAUUGAAGGACUAUGUUGACUGCUCUACCAUAAGAGUUGUUGAGGGAGCUGCUGCUGAGACGACUGCACUUCUGGAGCAAAAGUGGGAUAAAAUCUUGUAUACAGGUAAUGGAAAUGUGGGGCGCAUUGUGAUGGCUUCUGCCGCAAAGCAUGUUACACCCGUAAUCUUGGAGCUUGGAGGAAAAUCUCCAGUUGUUGUUGAUUCAAAAAUCAAUUUAACAGUUUCAGCAAGGCGGAUAGUUGCAGGCAAGUGGGGAUGCAAUAAUGGGCAAACCUGUGUUUCUCCUGAUUAUAUUAUAACAACAAAGACUUUUGCUACAAAGUUGAUUGAUGCUUUGAAACAUGUAUUGGAGGAAUUCUUUGGAAAGGAUCCAUUACAAUCAAAAGAUCUUUCUCGCAUUGUUAACUCUAGUCACUUUUCACGUUUGACAAAACUUUUAGAUGAGGAUAAGGUUUCAGGAAAGAUUGUGUAUGGAGGCCAACGGGAUGAGACCCAGCUAAAGAUUGCCCCCACCAUAUUAUUGGAUGUCCCAGAAGAUUCUCUGAUAAUGAAUGAGGAGAUAUUUGGGCCCCUACUUCCCAUUAUAACGGUUGACAAGGUGGAAGACAGCUUAAAUAUCAUAAACUCAAGGUCAAAACCGCUUGCUGCGUAUCUCUUCACCAGUAGCAAGAAGCUUGAGAAGGAGUUUGUUGAAAAAAUUUCUGCAGGAGGGAUGCUCAUCAAUGAUACUGUGCUGCAUUUAACAAAUCCCAGUUUACCAUUUGGUGGAGUUGGAGAAAGCGGAUUCGGUUCAUACCAUGGUAAAUUUUCAUUUGAUGCUUUUAGCCACAAAAAGGCAAUUCUAUAUCGACCUUUUAUUGGGGAUGUGACUGUAAGGUACCCACCAUAUACACCCAGAAAAAUUAGAUUACUGGAUGCUCUUCUUCACCACAGUACGGGCGUAAUUCCUGCUUUGAUUGGAUUAGGAAAGAAGGUUUGAAUGAUCAGAUUGAACUGACAGUGUGCGUCAUAGUGUGUUUAUGUAAGUUUCUUAUAUAUAUACACCAGUGGAACCUGUGUGAUGCAUGGACUUGCCCUCAAUGAUACCUUAAUUUUAAAAGGGAAUAAUAUAAUUCUUAAUUAUCUCUCAA
Molecule: messenger RNA, 1993 nt
Organism: Nelumbo nucifera (sacred lotus)
Lineage: Eukaryota; Viridiplantae; Streptophyta; Magnoliopsida; Proteales; Nelumbonaceae
Product: aldehyde dehydrogenase family 3 member H1-like
Biological process (GO): aldehyde metabolic process
Cellular component (GO): cytoplasm
Molecular function (GO): aldehyde dehydrogenase (NAD+) activity
Source: RefSeq, a predicted model, not a curated record